Messenger RNA from Triplophysa rosa, 1513 nucleotides. RefSeq names its product lactamase, beta 2 (gene lactb2). The transcript has 7 exons. Gene Ontology annotation, molecular function: RNA endonuclease activity; single-stranded RNA binding. Bases 107 to 976 code for a protein of 289 amino acids. The record is from RefSeq and is a predicted model, not a curated record. Gene Ontology annotation, cellular component: mitochondrial matrix. NCBI's taxonomy places the organism in Eukaryota, Metazoa, Chordata, Actinopteri, Cypriniformes, Nemacheilidae.
GUCAAGUCGCUGCUGUGCAAAGUUCUUUGACUUUUACACGUUCAGUUGUAGGGUCGUUUUAAGAGUCAUUUAAAGUUCUCCUGGGUCUUGCUUUGUGCUGAAGAAAAUGUCCACUGUAAUUCCUCGUAUCGAGCAGCUGUCAUCGAGAGUGGUGCGUGUUCUGGGCUGUAACCCGGGGCCAAUGACGCUGCAGGGCACCAACACAUACCUGGUCGGAACUGGUAGAAGGCGAUUGUUAAUCGAUGCAGGCGAAACCGCGGUACCGGAGUAUAUUGCCAAUCUGCGCGACGCUCUGAGGCAGCACGAGGCGUCUAUACAGCACAUCUUGGUCACACACUGGCACCAUGACCACACUGGAGGAGUACAGGACAUACUCACAAACUUUCACACAGAUGCAGAGCUGAGAGUCAGUAAGCUCCCCCGGUCUCCUCCACAGGAAGAAGGAAUCGGAGACGCAAAGAGGAAAUACUCAUAUCUCAGUGAUGGCGAAGUGAUAAAGACGGAAGGGGCAACACUACGGGUGUUAUUUACCCCCGGUCACACAGAUGACCAUAUGGCAUUAUUGCUGGAGGAAGAGCAGGCUGUGUUUUCGGGUGACUGUAUUCUAGGAGAGGGCACGGCUGUGUUUGAGGACCUCCAUGAUUACAUGAAGUCACUGCAGAAGCUGCUCAGUGUGAAGGCCGACCUCAUAUAUCCAGGCCAUGGGCCAGUUGUGCAGGAUGCAGGAUCAAAGAUUUGUGAGUACGUAACCCACCGGAAUGCAAGAGAACAGCAGAUCUUAAAGGUUCUACAGGAGAACAGUAGAAGUGUGUUUACCUCCAGCCAACUAGUCAAAGUGGUGUACAAGGAAACCCCUGAGCACCUGCACAGAGCAGCUGAGGUUAACUUGCUGCACCAUUUAAAGAAACUUCACAAGGAAAGAAAGAUCUGCCUGGCUGAAGGCUCGGAAGAAAAGAAGUGGAAAAGCAAUUUGUGACAUUUUCUCUGCUAAUUCAUCCUCAUCUUAUAAAACCUUGCCAGUAGACUGAGAUUGUGUGAGGAUUUUUGUGGAUGUUCCUUUUUUGUGAUAACAUACCUGAUUUGUUUAACCUUUGCAUGUGCCAGAGUCACACCUACAAAUUUGAAAGACAGAGGCUACUACCAAAACCUUUGCCAUAGAAAACAUGCAAUUCUUUUUAACACUCAUGUAUUGCUUUUUGGGCAUAUUGUCACUGUUAUGGAAUUCUAUAUUUUAUAGGCUUGUCAUAAUACCCUUGUGAAAUUUACCCAUGUGACCACUAGCAGUCUCCCCCAUAAAUGUUUGUCCCCUCUUUAUUUUUAAUAUUCCGUGAGACGUAUUUGCAAUGUGCAGACUUUUAAAUUGUUCUCAUGUUCCUUGUCUUAAUCAUUUUGUUUCUGAAAGCUUAAAUCAGUUAAGCUUCUCGUGAAUUAAUCCCAUCCAGCUAGAUCACUCUUGAUCUAAAAUGUGCAAAUACAUUUGAUAAAUGUACAUUUGUGUAAAUAAAUAAUGAUG